Molecule: messenger RNA, 528 nt
Organism: Archocentrus centrarchus (flier cichlid)
Lineage: Eukaryota; Metazoa; Chordata; Actinopteri; Cichliformes; Cichlidae
Product: gamma-crystallin M3-like
Exons: 3
Coding region: 1-528 (175 amino acids)
Biological process (GO): visual perception; lens development in camera-type eye
Molecular function (GO): structural constituent of eye lens
Source: RefSeq, a predicted model, not a curated record
AUGAGUGGAAAGAUCAUCUUCUUUGAGGACAGAGACUUCCAGGGCCGCUCUUUUGAGUGCGUCAGCGACUGCUCUGAGAUUGCCUCUCACCUGAGCCAAUGCAGCUCCUGUAGGGUGGAGAGUGGGACAUUCAUGGUCUAUGACCAGCCCAACUUCAAGGGCCUGCAGUACCUCCUGACCAGGGGAGAAUAUCCCGAUUACCAGAAUAGCAUCGGCUUCAAUGAUUGCAUUCAGUCCUGCCGCAUUGUCCCUGUGCACAAAGGGCCCUUUAAGAUGAGGAUCUACGAGAGACCAAACUUUGAAGGCCAGAUGCAUGAAGUGACUGAUGACUGCAACUCCAUCCAGGAUAACUAUCACAUGUCGAGCAUGCAGUCCUGCAACGUGAUGGAUGGCUACUGGUUGAUGUUUGAACAACCAAAUUAUGAGGGGCGGAUGUUUUAUCUGAAGCCAGGGGAGUACAGGAACCUCAGGGAAAUCACCAGUAAUGACAUGAAAUUCAAUUCAAUCAGGCGUAUCAGAGAAUCUUAA